UGGUGGUGGGUAGGUGGUGGUGGUGGUGGGUAGGUGGUGUUCCGAAUCGUGGCCAGGUGUGGAUUUCUGCACCUCGACGGAUUUGUUGGUGGUGCUGUGAGAGCUCUUCAUCCAGCAGUGGAUCGAUGAUGGCCGGUGACGGCGAUGGUGGUGAUGGCGAUGGUGGUGGUGACAAUGGUGGUGGUGAUGACGCUGGUGGUGGUGGUGACAAUGCUGGUGGUGGUGGCGAUGGUGGUGGUGACGGUGCUGGUGGUGGUGGUGUCGUGUCGGCCCCGCGCCGCGUCACCGUCUCAUUCGCCACCAAGAUGGCGAUGCUGAGGGCCCUGGACGGGAACCCCAACCAGUCGCGUGUGGCUGCAGACUUCGGGGUGUCGCGGAGCGUGGUCAACAGGACCCUCAAGAACCGAGAGGAGAUUUUACGCCGCUCAUCGUCCUACAAUUCCGACCGCAAGCGAAAGCGCAACUGCAAGGAGGCGGCUAUCGACGAGGCUCUCUUCGUCUGGUUCCAGCACAAGUUGGCCCUAGGCGCUCGCCUCAGCGGGCCCGUCAUGAAGGAGAAGGCUCGCCAGCUCGCGGCUGAGCUUGGCCGAGAGUUCGAGCCGUCCGACGGCUGGUUCAAUCGGUUCAAGGCGCGGCACAGCAUCGCGUUGAGACGGGAUCGCGCGGAGACACCGCAGCUGCGGCAGCGGCGGCCACAGCAUGCCGUGCUGGAAUCGGCUGAGCAGCGGCGAGCGAGCGUCCUGCGGGAGCUGCUGCAUCAGUUCCCGCCCGACGACGUCUUCGCCGCCGACGAAACGGCGCUCUUUCCCCGCGGAUUCGUCGAUCGAGGGCUCGCGACGAUGGCCGAGGCCCCCCACGGCCGUAAGAAGGCGAAGGAGCGAGUCACGGUCCUGGAGUGCGUCAACGCGUCGCGCAGCGAGAAGCGGCCUCUGGUGGUGCUCGGGAAGUCGGAGAAACGGAGAAACGCCUCGAACGACCUGAGCCAGCUGCCCGCGCUUUACCGCAGCUCUGCCAGUGCCUGGAUGACUGCGGCCGUCUUGGACGAGCACCUGCUGAGCUGGGACGGGGAGCUGCGGCACAGCAACCGCAAGAUCGCCCUCUUGCUCGACAGCGGCUCUCUCCGUCAGACCGAUAUCCAGCUGACCAACAUCAAGUUGGUCUUCCUCCUUCCACCACCACCACCACCAAACCUCGCGGUCCACAUCCGCCCAGCAGGCCCAGGGGUCGGCAGUGAGCCGACGGGCGACUCGCACGACGUCCCGGUGCCCAACGUCCCGAUCGCUGAAGAGCUCAGAGAGUGCGAUGACACUGACGUGCAGUCGUCGGAGGAGUUUUGUGAUGCUGAGCACUUGGCCGCUGCGUGUGCAGGCAAGGAACCAAAGUGUGAAGGGGAUGAGCAGCCAGAUGCUGGCGAGGACGAUAAUGGUGAUGAUGCUGAUGCUGAUGAUGCUGAUGAUAAGGAUGAAGCUCUGCCCCUGCCCUCAAACGCAGAGACUCAGAACGCCCUGAGCAUCUUGCGUCGAUUCAUGCUCCAUCGCGGACUCACUUCCAGUGACAGUUUUGCCGCAAUUGAAUUGGAAUUCACCCGUGCAAUUUCCAGUAGUAACGCGCAAUCGCAGUCGGGUGGUUUUUCUAAAAGGUAAGCAUUCCAUUUUUAGAUAAAUGGAGUUUCCACCAAUCAUGAUUUUUUUAUAGCGCUUUCUACGCCACGGUGCAUCACCAGUGCUUUACACGUGAUAAGCGACUUGCAUCACGUCUCAACAAUUUUUUUGAAAGGAUACCCGCAGUGGCAGCUGUUACCUGUGGGCAUAAGGUGACUCAGCACCUGGCCUGAAAAGCGGGUAUUAGUCUGCUAUUAGGGGGGCGAUGUUGCGAUACGUAAUCCCAACCGAGUAAUCUGCGGGUAAUUUUUUAAUUUGGAAAAUUCGGACCGCGACACGAGCACAACAAUGGCCGACUCGCUUUGAAUGACGCGAUGGGAUCGUGGGCGUCUACUGUAAAGCAGGCGGCACGUGUUGUUACGGUUAAUACACCCGCAAUAAUAACCAGGCUGGCCUGCAGGAUUCGAACCAUGAACCUCUGCAGCAAGCGGCGUAGGCACUGCCACUGGGCGGCGUCAGGAGAUGGAGCGAUGAAAUGAGCAUCCUGCACGUGGCAGGUGGAUCAACUCAUGGCAGGAUCGCUGGAGGCGGCGGCGGCGGCGGAACGGCUGGGCUGAUGUUGCCUCCCAUCGUUCAUCAUUUCUUGCGAAAUACUCAUUAAUGCGACUUCAAACAUUGCGUACGGAUUUUGGUUGUAGAAAAAAUAUUGAUGUCAAUUAAAGAAGCCAGGUCAAGUGAAUCGUACUGCUCGUGA
Petromyzon marinus (sea lamprey) is the source of this 2355-nucleotide messenger RNA. NCBI's taxonomy places the organism in Eukaryota, Metazoa, Chordata, Hyperoartia, Petromyzontiformes, Petromyzontidae. The record is from RefSeq and is a predicted model, not a curated record.